Molecule: messenger RNA, 441 nt
Organism: Hylaeus anthracinus
Lineage: Eukaryota; Metazoa; Arthropoda; Insecta; Hymenoptera; Colletidae
Exons: 2
Coding region: 1-441 (146 amino acids)
Source: RefSeq, a predicted model, not a curated record
AUGUUCGUCGAUAUACUUGGUCGUAUACAACAAUGGACCGAUCUGGUGCAAAAUAAAUUGGACAACUGCAAAUUGGACCUCGAAGCUUUGCGCAAGGAAUUGAUGGCGCGUGCUUGCGAAAUUGAGGAUCUGAGAAACCAGCUGGCAAAAUGCGAAGAACGUGAGAAAGCAGCAGCAGCCACUCAAACUCACGUUGAAAAGCGGGAGGUCGAAAGUCAGAAGGUCGUUGCUGUUGAAAAAGAAGAUGACUCAAAGAAAGAGGAUGAAUCAAAGAAAUACGAUGAUGCUAUAGUUAGCGCUGUUCCAGAGACAAGGACGAUUGAAUAUGGUCAAUCUCCAGAAGUUGAAACAAAGGUUGUGGAGAUAGUCUGCACAGACGCAGCUAUUCAGUCAAUGAUGAAGGACAAUGAUAGAAUGAGACGAGAAAUUGAGGUACUAUGA